GCGUGGCGACAGAAGGACCUGCAUGAAGAUUCUGCAGUGCGAUUCUUCGUAAAAACUUUCCAAGGUUUCCCUACUACGUCUGGAGUCCUUGACCAUCUGGUCCAAGGGUCGGACCCAUAUCAGUAGUGUCCUUCUGGGCUGCAGCUCCAGGGGCGACGCCCACUGCUUCAACUCAAAAUUCUAGGGGCAGUACGAGCGAGGGGUCGCCCGACUGACCCCUAUUGAGACCUUAAGAGACGUACACGCGUGCUGCCGACGCCUGCAAAAUUAGCGGCGGGAACCCAGACCCAGUCUGAGUCAUUGGAACUCUCUGCAGUCUAGGGUUGUCAAGCUCCGAGACAAGAAAAACUACACUCCCCACAACCCUUUGCGCCUUCGGCUUGCUGCGGUAGCUUAUGGCCAAUCGGGACAGGCAGCUGUGGCGGGGGCCGAGGAGGGACAUUUUAAAAGGGCCGGAGAUUGCAGGCGUCAGUGGCCAUGGCGGAUACAGCGACUACAGCAUCGGCGGCGGCGGCUAGUGCCGCUAAUGCCUCGACCGAUGCACCGCCUUUCCAGCUGGGCAAACCCCGCUUCCAGCAGACAUCCUUCUUUGGUCGCUUCAGGCACUUCUUGGACAUCAUCGACCCUCGCACACUCUUUGUCACUGAGAGACGUCUCAGAGAGGCUGUGCAACUGCUGGAAGAUUAUAAGCGUGGGACCCUGCGCCCGGGGGUUACCAAUGAGCAGCUGUGGAGUGCACAGAAAAUCAAGCAGGCUAUUCUACACCCGGACACCAAUGAGAAGAUCUUCAUGCCUUUUAGAAUGUCAGAAAGACAAGAUGAGGGAAGAUGGAGGACAUCCCAGGGCCUUCAGAGACACUGUGGUUACAUUCCUUUUGGGACGCCAAUUGUUGUUGGUCUUCUCUUGCCCAAUCAGACAUUGGCGUCCACUGUCUUCUGGCAGUGGCUGAACCAGAGCCACAACGCCUGUGUCAACUAUGCAAACCGCAAUGCUACCAAGCCUUCACCUGCAUCCAAGUUCAUCCAGGGCUACCUGGGAGCUGUCAUCAGCGCCGUCUCCAUCGCUGUGGGCCUUAACGUCCUGGUUCAGAAAGCCAACAAGUUCACCCCGGCCACCCGCCUUCUCGUCCAGAGAUUUGUGCCAUUCCCUGCCGUAGAGGAUCACUUGGUGCGGUGUGACCCUUCCAGAACGUUAUCCAGGGAUUUGUGUGGACACAUGUGUGUACCAGUUGUGUGGUUUACGUGCAGCAAACCAUCCUGUACAUAUUCAUCUCUCAGUGACAGUACUGCUGGAGCUGAACUUUUCAGGAGUGUGGUAAGAGCGAUCUGGGAGGGUUUGAAAGGAAUCCAGUAGAACUUAAAGCUCUGGAAGAGAUAGAUCAUGGAAUCACUGAAGCAGGCUGGCAUUCUCAUUGCUCAGAGGUAGGGAUGGCUAGUAACCGGUGCAUACAGCAAGUGCUCAAUAAAUGGCUAACCACUGUACAGAGUCAACAGAAGAGAUUACAGGGCAUGUGCUGAGUUGACAGUAAGAAAGUGGGUGAUCGCCGAGAGGAGCCUGGGGUUGCCAUCAUUCUGAGGUGGCUUUCAGGGAUUUCUCUGUCUCUUUCCCAUCUCACAGCUUAGAUGAGAGGGGGACAUUGUCAUUCUCAAAAGGGUCUAGGCAGGGAGGGAGGAUGGGUUUUCACUUCCUUUCAUGCUUUGUCUUUCAUCUCAAGUGGUUUUGUGUUUGGACCAAUGGCCUGCUCUAUCCUUCUGAGGCCACAUCACAUAUUCAGAAAUUUCAGAAAGCAGGUGAGAUGCCACCACAGCCUGGGGCAACUCCAUCAGCUCCCAAACCAUGCUCUCAUACACACGCGCACACACACACAGUUGGACAUGACAUGUUUCAGCUGUCCCUGGCUUCCCCCUACCUGGACAAGCCUGUAAAGUCAGCCAGCACCCAGAAAUUCAUGGACACACUAAAUGCAGCCCCAUUUUUACACUUGGGAGGCCGGCAGGGAGCGGAGUUCACAGAGUGAGUUUAAGCAGCUGCUCCUCCCCUGAACCACAUUCCUGUGGCCUUGCCUUUCCUGGAAUGGUGGUGGUGAUGGUGGUAGAAUGUAUUCUGAGAGAGCAGAGAUUAAUGCCUUUCAGGGCAGAAAACUCCAAUAUUAUCUCCAACGGUUUUCUUGGGUCUCCUGGUACUUAAGGGCCUGGCUGUCCCAGGGGUGUGAUAGGUGCAGUACAUCCCUGCCACCACUAGAGGGCGAGUCACUAACACAGGCCAGGUGCCCCUACCCAAGGCCUCUCUGGGGGCCCUUCUGGACCCCAAGCCCUAGGGGGCCCUGGGGCUAUCAGGAGCUCACCUCUAAGGGUGAGGAGCAGGAGAUGAAGAGCCAGGCUUGUAACCCAAGGCCGACUGGCCUGAAACCCAGGCUCCCAUCCUCUCCUCCUUUACCUCAGAUUCACCUGACUGACUCUCAGUCUCUGGGUGUGUAUAAGACAAGGGCUUUUCAGCGUCAACUCUGCUGACAUGUUGGGCCGGAUCGUUCUUUGCUGCGGGGGCUGUCCUGUGCCUUGUAAGAUGUUUAGUCUCUGGCCUCUACCCAGAGAUGCCAGUAACAACCCCCGCCCCCCAGGUCGUGAUCAUCAAAAAUGUCUCCAACGUUGCCAAAUGCCUCACAAAACCAGCCCCGGUUGAGAGCCCCUGUUUAAGACAGGAGAGUGUGGCUGCUGUGGAGACAGCAGGGACUGAUGCCGACAAGGUCUGCCCAUGGCUUCCACUAUGACUGUGUGUCGUGUGGAAACACGAGAGCUGCUCGGAGACGGCAUAUGUGCUGUAAACGCGUUUCGAAACUGUACUGGGUCUCCUGCUUUUCUUCUCCAAAGGCUGCAGCGUACCUCGGUCUUCCCCUCUGUUUACUCCACCUCCCCGCUUAACUGAAACAGGAGACUGAGGCUCCGAGACCCUCAGGGCCUCGAGCGGCCCCUCAUCUGCAGGGCCCUGUCCCCCAACUGCAAGCGCCCUGGCCCGCUCCACUCCCUAGCAUUGGCUUGGGCACCAGGAGCAUCUGCGGUCCUCCUCCGACUCCACCUGCCCACUAGGCCCUGCCGCCCUCCAGUUCCCCAAACCCUGGCGCCCCCCCUCACUGGAGGGAGUGAGGAAGCAGCAGGUGUUGAUGCUAAUCAGCGUUCACAGCCCAGAACUGCAGUCGCUCCCAGGCUCACACACUCCCCAAAAUUAAACACUCAUUAUACAAAAUUAAUUGACAUUAAUUAGCAAAAAUUAAAACUUUAAACACAGCAAGGCGCUUUUGGGGGAGGAGUGAAGCAGGCGGGCUCCACAUUUGUCACCUCCACACUGCCCACCCUCCCACCACCCCCAAAUCCCCCCGCUUCCAUCCUGGAGCAGGACCAGAGUUCAGGCGAGGUCAGCACCCACACCCGGCCCUGGGCCCAGGCCCAGCCAUGUGAAUCCCAAGGGAGAGAAGCCAGCUGAUGGGCGGCCCCCCCAAAGUUGGACACACUCUGCCGAAGUAAGGAGCCAGGAGCCCUCCCCUCAGCCUGGGUCCCCAUGAUCUCAGCUGAGAUGGGGAGGCAUGGCCAAAGGAGGAAACCCAAGCAUCUGAAUCAAGAAUGUAGAAGGCAUGCCUUUAGCCCCCACCCCAAACUCUUCCAUCUCCUGGGUACCCAGAGGAUGGGGCACUGUAGCCCUUCAGCUCUGUCCCACUUUGCUGUGUGACCUCAGACAAGUCACCCCCCUCUCUGAGCCUCAAUCUUCCAUCCAUAUGAUGAGGGGGAGGCGUUGGGUGAGCACUGAGGUUCCUGCCUGCUCUGGCACCUGCUGUCAGGGAAGCAAGUCUCUGGGAGCUUGAUUCACUCCGAGGAGUGAGGGGCUAAGUGUGGGGGGCAGCUGGCAUUUUAAGAGGACGCCCAGAAAGGCAGCCAAGGGGCUGAGGAGCUGAUGGCGGAGCAUCCGGCACCCGUGGGGGUUGCCCUCCUGGAUGGGCAUCCACUUCGCCUGCCGGUGAGGCCUAGCCCUGAGGAGAGGAAAGCUGUGUCCUGGAUAACUGGCUGCUCUCUGAGCCCUGAACAGUUUCCCCUUCCCCCCUCACACGGGUUAUUUACUUUCCACUUUUGCUUUCCAGGUUCCCAAGGGCCCCACAUCCUUCACCAGGCUGACAGGCAGCAGGUCACGCCUUCACCCACUGUUGGAGCGGUGCUGUGCUUAGUCACUCAGUCGUGUCUGACUCUUUGUGACCCCGUGGACUGUAGCCCACCAGGC
This is a messenger RNA of Cervus elaphus (red deer), 4263 nucleotides long. RefSeq names its product sideroflexin 5 (gene SFXN5). Gene Ontology annotation, cellular component: mitochondrial inner membrane. The coding region runs from base 478 to 1353 and encodes 291 amino acids. Lineage: Eukaryota; Metazoa; Chordata; Mammalia; Artiodactyla; Cervidae. The record is from RefSeq and is a predicted model, not a curated record. Gene Ontology annotation, biological process: citrate transport; monoatomic ion transport; mitochondrial transmembrane transport. The transcript is spliced from 13 exons. Gene Ontology annotation, molecular function: monoatomic ion transmembrane transporter activity; citrate transmembrane transporter activity.